GUCCGUUCGUUGGGUUCGUUCGCUCUCGCCCGUUCGGCUCCGGUCGUGGAAGUCGAUGCUAAGGUCGGAGUGUUGUCGCGCGAGAAGGGAGUGUCGGCCGCCUGUCUCGCCGCCCUCCCGGUCCUCCCAGUGAUCCCGAAUUUCCUCGCGCGAGCACAGGCGCUUUCCGCCCGAGAAUGACGCUCCCGGAUCCGGUCUCACCCGUCUGCUACGCCCGGCAUUGUUCGCGAGCGAGCGCGCUGGAUCCCUGAUCGGGAAAUCCGCGAGAAAGAGCCGGGGGUUGGAACUCGCCCUGAGCAGACCUCGCACCGUGCCCUCGCCGUGGGUGUUUGUGUGACGCGAGUGCGCCGGACGCAACGAGCGCACGGAGACUAUGGAUCGCCAACCGCGUUCGAACGACCGCGCGUGGAAUCGCUGAUGAGCGUCUCGUAGACCAGCACGCGCUACCAUUUAGUCUUUCGGUUGUUACGUUUCGUCGCGAGCGAGAAGAAUCCCCUGUCGUGGUCGUCAGCUGCCUUCAUUGAGCGACCGGCACGUAUAUCAGCACGCGUUCGAUUCAGCAAGAUCCUCGGUCGUCCGCGCGGAGAACGAGAGGGAUCCUUGAAACGAUGACGGCGAGACGCGUAAGCAGCCGGUAGCUCGUGCUUGGCAGGGAUGUCCUCGUGACAUGUUACCCCGUGACCUUGGCUGGCGCAACUACAACGUCCUCCGCGGAGAGGGUCGUCUUCUGGUGCGCGGAUCGAGCGGUAACACGAGCGGCCGAUUGGUGUCCUUCAAUCCGCGCGAGAUCGAGUACUGCCUACUGCCGCUGGUGCAGGUGAAGCCCGACUUUGUGAUUCCAUAUGUGCUUUGCUGGCGGGUACCAGGCGCGAUACACCGGAUCCAGAUUAAUCCAUCGAUCUUGCAUCAUCAUCACUAUCAGCAGCAGCAGCAACAACGGCAUCAACAGCAACGUCAUCGCUACCAGCAUCGCCAACAGUGUCGGCGACAUUUCGAGGCGAUAUCACGAGCGCGUCCUGCGCCACCGCCUUCGACGGAACACUAUCCUGCGUACGGCGCGCAGCGUGACAGCCUUGUGGAUUCUAGUAUGGAAACAAGAGUGGACCGUUUCGUAGCGAGCAAAAAUGAAGACACGAGGUAUAAAGCGAAUCGUUGCGUGAGCGGGGGUGGUAGCCGCGGAAACGGGGCGACUGGCGGUACCGGAGGCGGUUCGGGUACUGCGGGCGGUCGCAGCGGCGGGGGCGGUGGCAGCCCCGGUAGGGGUGGCGGAGGCGUCGGAGGAGGAGGAGGUGGCGGCGGGGGAGAGGGAAUAGACGGUGGCGUGGUGUCUACUGCACCACCUAGUACUGGUCAUCACCAUCAUCAUCACCAUCAUCAUCAUCAUCUCAGCACCACGACUACCACGACUACCACCACGAACAACACCACCACCACCUGCGGCACCAGACACCACAGGCACAAGUUGUCCGCCGGCAAGCAGUGCGCCGAACAUCGUCACCACCCGCAUCAUCACCGGCAUCACCCACACCAUCGCUCCCACCACCGGGGCAUGAACAUGGGCCAAAAGAUUUCAGGCGGUGUGAAGAGCAUGAGCCGGGAGAGCGGAGCCGGAGCCGGCGGUGGCGUCGGCGUUGGCGGUGGCAACAACACGACGUAUACACGAUCCGUGGUGCCGCGUGAGUUGGCGCAAGACUUCUCGAGACCGGCGCGUCUCGAUGUACUUCUUGACAUGCCACCUGCCUCGCGGGAGACGCAGGUCCAUCAUAGCUGGAAUGCUAACGAUCGUAGCUUAAACAUAUUUGUCAAGGAGGACGAUAAGCUGACGUUUCAUCGGCAUCCCGUCGCACAGAGUACAGAUUGCAUACGAGGGAAGGUGGGAUACACUAAAGGAAUGCACGUAUGGGAACUUUAUUGGAGUACAAGGCAACGAGGUACGCACGCUGUGGUAGGAGUCGCGACGGCAGACGCACCCCUUCAUAGUGUCGGUUACCAGAGUCUGGUCGGUAACAACGAGCUUAGUUGGGGUUGGGACCUUGGUAGAAACAAACUCUAUCACGAUUCGAAGAACAACAACGGGGUUACGUAUCCAGCACUUCUCAAGCCCGAUGAGACGUUCAUUGUUCCUGAUAAAUUCCUAGUGGUCCUCGAUAUGGAUGAAGGUACGUUAGCAUUCGUAGUGGAUGGUCAGUAUCUUGGAAUAGCCUUCAGGGGGCUCAAAGGCAGAAAAUUGCAUCCUAUUGUAUCUGCUGUCUGGGGACACUGCGAGAUCACGAUGAAAUAUAUUGGUGGACUUGACCCUGAACCUCUGCCUCUGAUGGAUCUCUGUAGGAGAGUGAUUCGACAGCGGAUCGGCAAGAACAGAUUGGAAGAGAGAAUCAACGAACUGAAUUUGCCGCAAACGAUGAAGACUUAUCUCCUCUACCGUGAUAGAAGGUAACCACACCGAGUGAAUCUUCUCAAGAUGCCACCACGAUUAUGACUGCUAAUAUCACCGUGCUGCAACGUUGCCACUACGACGUUCAGGCGACCGUCCGCUAUCUGCUUGCAUGCCACUAAUGACCGCAAUACCUUAUCCGCGCGUCUCCGUUUAUGAAGCGCACGAUGAUCAAUAUAGACUGACACGCGUCAUGCGACGACGCGCUGAGACACGCCUAGGAGUACCUUGAGAGAGCACGCUGAGAGAGAAAUCGAUGCCGAAAUCUAUCAUGUGCAUUAAUGACGCCUCCUUAACAGGACAGAUCGCGAAGAUCGGGAUUAGCAUCGUCAUUAUUGAUAUAUAUAUCAAUAUAUCCAUGAACAUACAGCUACAUGGCGAUGUGACAAAAGGAAAAAACAGACAAAAAGGAGUUUUAAUGACAUUUAGAAGAAAAAUUCUUUAUUUAGGGUAAUAGCUCUUGAUUUAGCAUAAUUCUUGAUGAUUUAGGUGAUAUUGUUGUUUUACCAUUUGUUGUCUGUACAAUUCUAUCUCGUAAAAUCACGAAAUAUUUAUUAUUAGAAUUGUGCUGAUCGAUGCGACAGGUGUGAUUAAACGAUUGUCGCAACCAGUAAGCGCGCGCACAUUACGCGGUCUUUUUCUUCGAUAUUUCUUGCAAAUGAGCAGUUGCGCAUGUAGCGAAUGGCGCAGAAUUGCGCAAAGCGACGGCAAUACAGUUAAAUGAUUAGUGCGAAUUCGGAGACGCAUGGUUAAAGAGGGAAAGUAAAGAGGAUCAGGCAAGGACACGAGAAUACGAGAAGAACCUACGGCGCUUCACAGUUGGCCAGUAAAAAAAAAGUUAGACUUAGUCAAGCCGGGAGGCUGAUACGGGCGUGUCGCUUGCUUACAACAGUUGAUCGAUAGUGGACAGCGGGCUUGCUCUAGUCCGGCCACAGCAAAAAAAGAAAAAAAACGAAAAAAGAAAACAGUAGAGCAAGAGGAAGGAAAAUCGAGGAAAGCAGAUAGGAUAUGCCUCUCACUGAUUCGUUGGAAGGUUUUCUACGACGAAGAACGAUUACCCAGCGAGAAAUGUGACUUCGAUCGCACAAUUGUGGAACGAUUAAUUGAAUUUGGAAGAAGUGUGUAUAGUGUUGGAUACCGGGCAGCCAACUUCCAAUAGACUCAUUUUUCAAGUAUUUUCUAAGCAUGCUAGGUCUAAUAAAGUAUAGUGGUGUGUGCGUGUAUAUCUCGUGGAUGGAAUAUAUUAGAGGGGGAAAACGGGAAUGGCGUGAAGAAGAGAGAAAAAGAAAAAAA
Ooceraea biroi (clonal raider ant) is the source of this 3727-nucleotide messenger RNA. Its product is annotated as protein gustavus. Gene Ontology annotation, biological process: intracellular signal transduction; proteasome-mediated ubiquitin-dependent protein catabolic process. Gene Ontology annotation, molecular function: protein binding. Gene Ontology annotation, cellular component: SCF ubiquitin ligase complex. The record is from RefSeq and is a predicted model, not a curated record. Lineage: Eukaryota; Metazoa; Arthropoda; Insecta; Hymenoptera; Formicidae.